Messenger RNA from Pristis pectinata (smalltooth sawfish), 4948 nucleotides. RefSeq names its product SWI/SNF-related matrix-associated actin-dependent regulator of chromatin subfamily E member 1-related-like. NCBI's taxonomy places the organism in Eukaryota, Metazoa, Chordata, Chondrichthyes, Rhinopristiformes, Pristidae. The transcript is spliced from 10 exons. Gene Ontology annotation, cellular component: nucleus. Gene Ontology annotation, biological process: regulation of gene expression. Bases 200 to 1162 code for a protein of 320 amino acids. The record is from RefSeq and is a predicted model, not a curated record.
CGGCGUUCGGAUGGAUGUGGGGGGGAAGGGCCGGUGAGCGGCGGCGGACUGGGACAGGACGGAGCGGGCGGGAGAGCGGCCGCCGCACGGGGAGGGACGUCCAGCGACACACGUGGUGGCGCCGUGAGCAAACAGCGCGGCAACAGGCACAUUGUGUAACCUUAGCUGUUUGCCUUUGUCAUUCGCACGUUUGCCAGCGAUGGAUUAUACACCAGACUCUGGAUGCUCAGGGGCUCCAGGAUCACCACAUGGAGUAAAACAGGAUGGAAGUGAGACAUCGAAAGAUAAUAAUAUGUACAAUGGAUCACAGAAGAAUGAAAAACAUAUUGAGAAGAAAAAUGAAGAACAGCAGCAUGUGACCAAGAAAAGAGGCUGGCCAAAGGGUAAAAAGCGCAAAAAAAAUGUACCAAAUGGUCCCAAAGCUCCACUGACAGGCUACAUGCGAUUCUUGAAUGAACGCCGUGAACAGUUACGGGCACAGCAACCAGAUUUACCUUUUCCCGAAAUAACCAAGACAUUGGGCAGUGAAUGGAGCAAACUCCCACCUGAAGACAAACAGUGCUAUCUUGAUGAAGCUGAACGGGCGAAGCAACAGUAUAUAAAAGAACUGCAGGAGUAUCAGCGAACUGAAGCUUACAAAAUGAGCAAAAUUGCCAUCCAGGAAAAGAAGCUAAGAAAAGAAACUGCCCAUUCAUUGUCAAAUGGCAUGCAUACUGAGAAGAACAACGAGCAGCAAGGGAAAAUGUCUAUGUUUAAUAUUCCAAUAUUUACUGAAGAAUUUCUUGAUCAUAAUAAAGCUCGAGAAGCAGAGUUGAGAAAGUUACGAAAGACUAACAUUGAAUAUGAAGAACAGAAUGCAGUCUUGCAGAAGCACAUUGAUAACAUGAGAAGUGCUAAAGAGAAACUGGAGGAGGAGCUGGCUGAAGAACAGAGCCAAAAUGCAAAUCUACACAAGCAUCUUGACAAUUUACGGCAAAUGUUAACAACUAGUUUCACUGACGUCUCGCUGCCAGGAAGUGGAGAAAGUGUGACAGUUGACACGGUUGAUUCCUAUAUGACAAAACUGCAUAGUAUCAUAGACAAUGACCCUCAGCAGAAUGAAAAGCUUGUGAAGAAGGUGCAAGAGAUAGUCAGCAGUCUAGACAACAGUGAUGGACCUUAAAACACCAGGAAUUUCAUCAAAGAAUAAGGUUCGCUGAUCUCCACGUUAUCUGGAAUCCCAAGUUCCUUUAGUUUUUUAAACUUUAUAGAGUUUGCUGUAACUCCGUGAAGAAGGUAGAGCUGUUGUUUUGGAGUAGGGUCCAAUUAUACAGACUUACAGUUCUACAUUAUUCAAGGUUAAAGCAAGCUGAUGCUAAUGGAAAAACAGACUACACACAAAAUGCUUUUCAGAAAAAAGCUAGAGGCUUAAUUAAAAGAAGCAAAUAGGACUAUUUGUUGAAAUUACUGAAAAUAAUUAAUUGUUACAUAUAGAACUCUUUUUGUCAACUAUGGCAUCAUGCGGGUUGUGACCUCCGAGUUGAUUUUCUAGUUUUUAUUAACUUUUAUAAUUAGUAUGUCUUUGUGCAUGCACACUCUAUAGAUUUAGAAACUACAUUGUAAAGUUUACUGCCAUUUUGUUAUGAUUAAAUUAUGUUUGUAUUAACAUUUUGUAGACAAAUGUGAAAUAAUAUGCUAGUAAAGGAAGCUACAGAGUCUGGUUUGAAAGCAACCAUGAAGGGAGGGAUGUAGGCAGUGCCAUUUCCACUUCAAUGUAGUCAUGCUUGCAGCCAAUAAAUAUAAGCUAAUGAUGAGUUAACUUCUUGGAGUCAGCUUCAGAGAAAAAAUCUGGUAAGAUGAAAUUCAUCACAAACUCAUUUCUUUAAAUUUAAGAGCUAUGCGGGGUCAUUUUCUUUCAAGAUUCAAGCAUAAGAUAUAAGUUUUUGGUGAAAAUGUUUUUCUUUAAUAAACUAGAGUUAGUUUUCUUCAUGGUGUACAAUAGCAGGUGUUUUUAUGUUUGGAGAUUAUGUUUAGAUAGCUUCAUAUUUUAGAUUACUUUGUGAAGUGAUAUAUAGAGCUCUGGUAACACUAUAAAGUAUGAAGUUGCACCUGGUGUGGUAUAUCAAUGUUAUUGGCACUCUGCUAUAUUAAAAUAAUAAGAAAUGUAUCUUAGUUUAACAGAAUACUUUUAACUAUACUGAGGUCAUUAGCACAGUGCAGUAAUAAGUCCCAAAUCAGCAGGAUGCUCUUUUUUUUACAAAAAAGUACUACCAUGUAUACUCAUGUAAGGUGGGCUUAUUAUUUCACUGUUUCAAGGAUGUAAUGUUACUUAAAUUAUAUUCUUUAAACUGGUACAUUUGGAGUGAUUGUGAAAUAGAGAGAGGGCAGAAUUCAAAAGAAUGUAUGUUUCUAUCUGAAUCUUUGAGAUUUGUUUAAAGCUACUGUCAGCGAGCGAAGUGUAGAUAGUGCAGUACUUGGGAAUGUUAGCUGAAAGGAAGAAGUCUGCAGCAAAUUGCCAAACGUCUCGGAGGUAUUUGCAACUUGGAUGACAAAUCACCAUGAAAAGAGCUGAAGCUAUUAUGUAUGUCAGAGUUUGGUCCGAUGGAUCAAGGUUACAUUUUGGUAAAGUACUGCUACCAUUUAUUAACAUAUGCGGUAUCCCAUUGAAGCUUCAUUUGCAUUUCUCCUGGAGUAUAUACUUCAUCAACAUUUUUUUUAGAAAAGCUGUAUGGAUUUCAAAUAAUAGUACUGUGGAUUUUUUUUCAUCCACGUUAUUUCCUAGGCCAAGGACACUGAGGCCAGUUUUAAGGCUGCUUAUUUUAUUUCAUUCAGAUUCACCAAUGAGCAAAGACCAGGGAUCAGAUGUAAGAACUUCCUACUGCUUUGGUGGUGAAAAGCAAUAGGAUCCCAUAGAGGAGGGUGGAAAACAGUAAUGUUUCUUGUCAUUGUCCAGUUAGCAGAACCCUGGGAGAAAAUCAGAACCACCUUCUAUGCAUGACCUCCGGACAUGGGAAAAUAGGGAAUUCAUUCUUUAGGAAAGUCACACUUGAAAGAAUGUUCUUAAAUGUGGCAAUCAGAUUCUAACAAAAACUUCUCCUUGUGUAAUGAUCUUCACAGCCCUUGUGGAGUAAAAAUCGCACAAAUAUUAUCUUAUUGGACUUUUUCCAAUGAAUGGGUGAUUGCAAAUUGGGCAGUUUCUUAACAUGAAUAAUUGAAAGAAAUCUUUGGAUUCAUGGAGCAAAAUAUUUCUUCUAUCUGGGAGUGUAGACUGGAAUUACCCAUUGGCAUAGGUCUGGUAUAAAGUGGGUAGCGUGAGGUAUUACCAGUGUAUCGUUGUGGAACAUUAAGGCUGAGUGAAAGUAGAACAAAGAGCUCUUGUAUAAAGGGAGUAUACAGGGAAGAUAGCAAAUUAUUUUGGUUAUUUCACUAUUUUCUUUUAUCUAUCCUUGUAGAAUGUUAGUAUUAAAUUGUUAUUGACACUACAUUUUACUGCUCCAGAGCACAUUUGCAAUUUGGAUUCAUUUAUGUAGCUGCAAAGUUUCACCAUUUGGAUUAUACAGUACUGCCAUGAACAGUUUAAAAUGAUAUCACACAGAUUAUAGGAAGACAGGAGACCUUGCAACAUUUUGCUUCUCUUAGUGCUUGCUUCUAAUACCAAUUCUAUUACCUACAUCUUUGUGUUUUUUUUAAAUUAAAUGCAAUUGUUAUUUCCAUUUAAGUGAUAUUGCCUGCUUCACAAUUCACUUUAUAAAAUAAGUAAUUUUCAAGUUUUGUUAAAAACAUUUUUUUUACCAAUCAUCAUUUUGAAACUUUGAAAGAUUUUAAAAAUCGAUAUUUGGUCUCCAGGAGAAGGUGACAAUUUUGGAAUUAUAACUAAUCAGGUUCAUAUAGUCUGCAAACUUUGUUCUCCCUUUCCAUGGUCAAUAUCUUAUUAAUAUGGUAUUUAUGGCUGUAUGCAUCAUUCCAACUGAUGCACUAGUCAUUGUCAACAUCACUUCAGCCUUUUAUAUUAAAUUACCUACUUCUUGCUGGCAACCAGAAUUACAAUUGCCUGUUAUGGCUUUUCACAUAUAUUUAAAAAUCUGCUUUUGUGUUCCCCGUUUAUUUUGUGAAAUAAAUUUUCCUCUUUAUACUUGGGUAUAAAGCAUCAUCUGUGUAAUGCAUAGGAAAAAAAUGGGUGGUUAGUAGUGUGUAAGCAGCCCCAUAAAACUUUUUUUGUUAAUAGUAAAUAGAAAAUAAGAUGGGCGAGAUUGCAGUUUGUGAACUACACUUUCCAAGGUGUUCUAUCCAGAUAAUAAUUUAGGCCCAAGUGUAGAAAAAGAAAUUGUGCCCCUUCCUGUUUGGGCUUUUCCUACAGUAAACUAUCUACCCCAUUCACUGUCCGAUCUCCCUCUCCCUGUGUUAUCUAUCUUUUGUCAUUAGUUUUGUAUCCUAAUGCUCCAAGUCUUGUGUUAUUGGCAAUCUUCACAUCUUUCUUGUCUCUAUUUCCAAGUCAUUUGGAUCCAUGCAGCUUCAAACCUUGUGUUGAUUUAAUUGGAUAAUGGUUCAUACAUUGUGAUGAAAAUGUUUUGAUGCAUCUAGAUUACAGGAUAAGAGCGUAGAGGCUGCUACAAGGUUGCAUUAUUUUUACACUGCUGUAUAUGCUGUAGUAUGUAAAUGACAAGAGGAAGCCUUAGCUACAUAGCAAAAAAAAUAGUUUGUGAUGACAGUGUAAUCUUUGGGAUCAGUUGUAUAAUCUCAAAGAUUCGUUAUUUUAUGUUUUUAAUCAGUUUUGUGAUUUGAUAUACUGUUCAAAUUGUAUUGCAUUAGAUUAAUUCCAUUUAAGUAAUUUCAUUUCCUUCAUCAAAUUUCCUAUUCAAAUUAACCUGUUUUUAUCUGCAAACUUUGUAUAUUACUUUUAUUAUGUAGUUCAGUUUGUUGAUAAAAUGUAGCAAUUGGUUAUAUAACAUGCAAUAAACAUCUGAUAUUG